Messenger RNA from Aplysia californica (California sea hare), 2340 nucleotides. RefSeq lists its product as uncharacterized. The transcript is spliced from 3 exons. NCBI's taxonomy places the organism in Eukaryota, Metazoa, Mollusca, Gastropoda, Aplysiida, Aplysiidae. Bases 97 to 579 code for a protein of 160 amino acids. The record is from RefSeq and is a predicted model, not a curated record.
CAAACCGUUGUUUACGGGUGGUUGCCAUGCACAGAAUUGAAACCGGACUUUCAAGACUUUAGAAGUUCACUGGUGAGCAUCCAAACAGACAUCGCCAUGUCCACCUUCAACUUGGGCUACGAACUGCUUCGAAGCAGCACUCCACACUCAAGGUCAGACUGCGUGAGCGUCGCAUCAGACCGCAUGAUGCCGGUGAGCACGAUGCAUCGCAUGGCGCUGAAAGCCUGUGAGAAAGUCAUUUUGUUGAUGAACAAUACGAGGAUGCUCACCCGGCACCACAGGCUGGCCAGUAUGAAUGAUGUACUGGUCUACCUUACAGGUCACCAUGAAGACGAGGGUCUGCCGGGAGACAGAGGAGAUUUUUACCGGCGAAAGUUGGCGGAGCAGCUCUACGUCCACUACAGUCUCCAGAACGUGGACCACUCCAAUGUGUUGAGUUUCGUCGACGGACUUCUCAGACUGGAGCGGGACUGCCGUUUUGUUUUGUCUGAGCGCGGAUGUCGUCGUUCUGAGGCCCCGCCCAUCAAUGUCGACGGGCAAAUCUUGGAUAUGAUUGGUCGCCUUGCCGAUGUUCACUAAAUUUGUGCUGUUGCAUACCCUCAAUAAAAAGUGUUUGGGUGUGUGUGGGAGGGGAGGGGGGAGGGGGAGUGAACUGAAUUUUAAGAACUAAAUAAUGGUGAACCAUGAUCGCUGAUGUCUCUUUCAGAUGCGGCAUGUGCAGCAGAAGAAGAAGAAAAUAUUGCCCCUUGGUUUUAAUGCUAUCUAUCACAUAAGUUGAGAAGAAUCAGAGCACACGCUAAGGUUUCACUCACUAAAAAGGGGCUUGCCAAAAUAAUCAGAGCUGUUUACCUCAUUUCUGGGAGAAGAAUCUUCAGUCUGCCAAACAAGACCAUAUCGUGUCUUCAGCAGUAUUAUAUAUAUAUUAUUAUAACUCUUUUUUUUUUAUAACGAAUGUAAAAAUUACACUGUGCUUAUCUUGUCUGUUAUCCCGUACGCUUUUUAUGAGAUGUUUUGCCAUACAUUAAUAUCUGGUUUGGUGGUUUAGUAUUACUUGUUCGCUUUACAGUAUAUCAUGAAAGAGGGUUUGAAUGCUUUGGGCUAGCUACUUGUUUUAUUUCUGCAUUCUUAAGAAAUUUGACUCUUUUAGGGUGUAGUGCAAAUUACUUAAAACUAUAAUAUUGCGUGUUGUCUUACUCCUUUCCCUGGUUGGAACAGAAGUGAAGUACCAUGUGUAUAUAUAUAUAUAUAUAUAUGUAUGUAUGUGUAGGCUGUAAUUUGUACUAAAGUAUAUUAUACUGCAGAUUUUAUUUUUAACAAGGGUAUAAUUAUAUUCCAAAUUUUUCAUACGCCUUUUCCCUGGAAAUUUUGUCACAAAAUGAGCAAGGAGGUAAUGUGGACACAUCAACAGUGAACCAGAAGACAUAUUAGGUUCAUAGCUUUUCCAUUUUGAUGCUGUUAGAGAAAACACCAUGCAUAUGGCAGCACUGUGCCGUAUGAGCUGUAAAAAAUGAAACUCUUCGGGAAAAAAAAUGCGGAUUAUAGGGGGGAUUUCAAAAUGCAUUCACAAAAAAUGAAUACAUAAUAGCUGACUACUUUUAAGUCAAAGGCAAGUAUGAUCGAGAUAAUAUUCUGAAGCAGGUAUGGUUUCUAGCACUUUUAACCGGGUUUUUCUUAUAUAUUGCAUUGUGUACUUAGUUUUUAGUUGGUAUCUGUAGGGCAGAGAGCUGGGGUAUUUCUCUCAGUCCUGACUCUGUGCAAUGUCAUCGCAGUAAUCAUAAUGACCUGCCCUUGAAAGCACAUUCUUAGAGAUGAUGUACAUGUAUAUACUGAUUCAACCACUGCAAUACUGAAGGCGUUUCUAGCAAUAUUUUAUAGGUUUCAUCUCUUACGCAAUUUUAUCUUUUCAGCAGUUUUUGCAUGUAAAUAAAUUAACCAUGAGAUAGCAAAAAUAGAGAGAGAGAGAGACUUUGUUUAUUUUGUGAUAAAAACAUGUGCAAUUGUGCUAACAAGCCAAGAUUUAUUUGUUUAUGUGGAAUGAGAUGAUGUAAAAUGAAGUGACAAAGAAUGAGAUGAACUCUUAAUUGAGAUGAUGUGGAAUAGGAGGACAUAUAAUAAUGAGGUGAUUUGGAAUGAAAUGAAGUAAAACGAAAUCAUGUGUAAUGAGAUGAAGUAAAACAAGAUGAUGUGGAUUGAGACCAUGUAAAAUGAGAUAUAUGUGGAAUAAAAUGAUGUAAUGUAAAAGUAAAUGAUGUGGAAGAAGAUGGAGAAAAAUGAGAUGAUGUGGAAGGAGACAAUGUAAAACAAGCAAGACAAUUUGAAAUAAGGUGAAGGAAAAAAAAA